UCAUCAGCUUUCUCCAUAUUAGUUCGACCCACAGAGGUCAAAACUUGGCUCCGCGCCACUACUUCGCUCUACAACUUUUCCCGUCAAUCGAAAUCAAAUCCAAUCGCAAUGGGAGAGGUAAAAAACGGCACCGUAUCGGGCGUCUUACCGAGCAUCGAGGCUUUCGUUGUCCACUAUCCGGGCUACCCUUCCUCCACCACUCGCGCCGUCGAGACGCUUGGAGGCAUCGAAGGAAUCAUCAAGGCUCAUAGUUCGCAUUCGAACAAGUUGGAACUUCGAUUCCGGCCGGACGACCCAUACUCGCACCCGGCUUUCGGGGAGCUACGUCCUUGCAACGAUUUGCUACUAAAGAUAUCGAAGAAAAUGUCCAAUGGUGAUGAUGGCCACAUUUGCGCAGAUAUUGUCGCACGCGUCCCGGAGGGUUAUCACUUUGAAGGAAUGGCAGACUACCAGCACGUUGUGGCUGUUCAUGCCGAUGCUGCUAAGCAAAAGAAAAAAAGAAAGAGACAAUGGGGCGAAAUUGAGGACCCACUUUUCGAGAAGGGAGGACUGAUGGACGUGGAUCAGGAGGAUGUGAUGAUUUUGUUGCCCCCGCUUUUUUCACCCAAGGAUGUUCCGGAGAAUUUAGUGUUAAGACCGCCGCCCGCAUUGAAUUCAAAAACGAAACAAGAUGAAGUUGCACAACAGGACUUGAAGGUGGAUGUGGAGCCAGUUCUUGCAAUUGAUUUUAACAUUAAAGAUAUCCUACUUAUUCCUAAGAGAGUAAAUUGGGAGGAAUAUGUACCCCAAGGCUCAGAUCAAUGGGAGUGGCAGAUGGUUGUAUCAAAGCUGUUUGAUGAGCGACCUAUAUGGCCCAAGGAAUCACUGACUGAACGUUUGCUUGAUAAGGGCUUAACUUUUACUGUUGAGAUGCUUAGAAGGCUUCUGUCAAGGAUUGCAUACUACUUUUCAAGUGGGCCAUUUCUCAGAUUCUGGAUCAGAAAAGGAUAUGAUCCUCGCAAGGAUCCUGAUUCUUGCAUCAGAUAUCAGAGAAUUGAUUUCCGAGUACCACAACCGUUACGGAGUUAUUGUGAUGCUAAUGCAGCCAAAGGGUUGAAGCAUAGAUGGGAGGACAUUUGUGAAUUUCGAGUUUUCCCUUACAAGUUCCAGACUUCAUUACAGUUUUUUGAACUUGCUGAUGAUUACAUUCAGCAAGAGAUAAAGAAACCUGUAACACAGGCGACUUGCACGUUUGGAGCUGGAUGGUUCUCAGACCACAUGCUUAAUUGCUUAAGGCAACGUCUUAUGGUGAGGUUCCUAUCGAUCUUCCCCAAACCUGGUGCAGAAAAUUUACUUAGAGCUGCUUCUGAGAGGUUUGAAAAGUUAAAGAAGGGACGCAUCAAAGGUGCCUUAAAGCCUGGUGAAGAGAGCCCGCUAGCCAAUGCAGAAACUACAAGGGAUGAAGAUGAUGAGGAAGAUGAAGUUGACAAUGCUGAAGAGGAAUUGGAUGCAUAUGAGGCACUUGAUCUGGCUGAAGAGGACGGUGAAAUAUCUCUGCAGACACAAUCAUAUCUAAACAUGGAGAACAUCUCGAGAACGCAUUUGCAGGAGCUCUUUGAUAGUUUUCCAUCCACUGAAGCAGGUGCUGAUGAUACACGUGUUGCAAAUACAAGCGAUGAAGAAUAUCAAAUAUAUGAGCCAGAUAGCGAUGGCAACUACUCUGAUGAUGAUGACCGCUAAGGUACUGAUUCCUGGCUGCAAUCAUUUGCCACAGGGAAAAAGAAAAGAGGAAAAAAUGUCAGUUGCAAUCAAUCUGAUGAGUUAAGGGGAGGAGGCAGCUUGAUGAUCUUCGUGCUUUGAAACAGGAUAAUUUACCGCUUCAGCUUUUCAAUCAUUAUCUGCUGAUUGAGAAAUUUGGGGAUAUAAAUUAUAUAUUACGUAGGCGCAGAUUGAUUUAACCACAAAUAUACAUGGACCUUUUGGGAGGCAACAGUUUGACUAAAUUUUUUGUAGAGCAAAUGAGCUUGAUGUUUUUAUUUGUUAUAUUUGUUGGUAUUAUCUUAUCUUUCUGGUUUAUGCAUAUUUGCCUUGGUAGGGCAAAACACACCAAGGUGACCCUAUGAAUGGUGUAGUCAACUAUUAUUUGUACCAGCGUAUUGCUAUAAAUAGGAGUUUUGUCUCA
Molecule: messenger RNA, 2161 nt
Organism: Corylus avellana
Lineage: Eukaryota; Viridiplantae; Streptophyta; Magnoliopsida; Fagales; Betulaceae
Biological process (GO): transcription initiation at RNA polymerase III promoter
Cellular component (GO): transcription factor TFIIIC complex
Molecular function (GO): RNA polymerase III type 2 promoter sequence-specific DNA binding; RNA polymerase III type 1 promoter sequence-specific DNA binding
Source: RefSeq, a predicted model, not a curated record